ACGACUUUAUUGAAUUUACCACCUCCAAAAAAAAAAAGAUUUACUUUACCACCUCAUAAAAAAAUUAAACAUCAGUUUUCCCACCUAAGCCUAACUCCGGUGACGGAAACCGCCAGAGGGGCCCGCCAUAACAGCUAGUUUUUGAAAUUAUCCCCAAAUUCUCCCGAUUUCCCAUUGAUUUAAACCUAACUUCUUCAUUUCUACAUCUAUUUCGUGAAGAUUGAAGUUUUUUUUUGCCAUUUUCUUCACAAAUUCUGAUUUUGGGUGAUCCUUAACAAUCCCACAUCCUCAAAUUAUCAAAUUAUUGAAGAUUGUACUCGGCCCUGAAUCAAUUGAACUGUUCGACGACAAACAGCGAAAAGGUUCAGGAAACAGAAAUUGAAGCAGCUCAGGUACGAGUAAUUGUUGUUGCUCAUCCACGGAUUCGGUAUUUAUAAGAUCAAACACAUUUUUGUUUGCAAUCCUUAAGCCAUUAAGGAUACAAAUCAGACCAAAAACCAAGCUAUAAGCAAAUUAUAAGAUGAACUUUGGCUCAUUUACUACCCAAAUUAAGGAUUUGUAAAGAAAAUCGCAAAAAAAAAAAACUUCAAUCUUCAACAAUUUGAUGUGGAAAUGAAGAAGGUUGUUUAAUUAGGAGGAAAAUCGAGAGAAUUUGGGGAUAAUUUCAAAAACUAGCUGUUAUGGCGGGCCCCACUGGUGGUUUUCGUCACCAGAGUUAGGCUUAGGUGGGAAAACUGAUGUUUAAUUUUUUUAUAAGGGGGUAAAGUAAAUCUUUUUUUUGGAGGUGGUAAAUUCAAUAAAGUCGUUAUUUGAAGGUGGUAAAAAUCAAAAUUUCCUAAAAAAAAUAUAUAUAUUUAAAAUUUUAAGUGGUAAUUUCUAAAAUGAUUACAAAUUUUACAAUCGUUUAUGGUUGUUAUCAAAGAAAAAAAAAUUCUAAAAAAAAAAAUACUUGUAGAUAGUUUCUGAAUUAUUGUCAUCUAUCUCAAAAGAUCUUAUGGUUAGGCAAAUGCACACAAGUGCACAAUCACUGAAAAACUACUCCCAAUCUUCUUUUAAUGGUGACCUCUUCUCUCUUUCUGUUAUCUUCUUUCUUUCUAACAUUCUUCCCUUUUCAAAACCGCUUAUUUACUUAUCCAAUUCACUCAAUUUCCCACAAAACUUUAGCCCCUUUUAUCUUCUUCAUUCUCUUCCAUUUCCAUUAACAUAAAGCUUCAAUCUUUACAUGUUUAGCUUCAAUGGAAGGCACCAUCUUCCCCAACAAACCAACAUUACCAAUUCAACAAGCAAAACCAAAACCAAUUCUUCCACAAAAUCAUCAACAACAACCAAAUAUAGCCUUGAAAUUUAGCUCUACUACUUUACCUCUUCCUCCUCAAUCCCAAAACCCUCCUCCUUCUUUAGCCAUUGAUUCUCUUCUUCAACACCUUCUUCAUCUUUCUUCUACUCCAACCAAUACCCAUUUCUCUAAAUUCACCAAUUCCAAUAAUACCCUUUUGCCUUCUUUGCCACUUUCAUCUCUGAACUCCUUCAAUAAUAAUGGUUUUCAUUGCAUAGACUCGAAUUCCGCCACUCGAAUGGUGGCGGAUGAAGUGGGUAAGAAUGGUGUUGCUUCACUCGAUUUCUUGUCUGAUAAGGGUAAGUUGUUAUUGAAUUCUAUGUUGGGAAUACCCUUGUGUAAUUUGAUUGAUUUCUUUUAUUCUGUGAAAUUUGAUUUGUUAGAAGCUGAUUUAAUCAGUUUAUUGAAGGGGUUAGAUGUUUUGGGGAAUUGGGAAAAGGCUGUUUUGUUGUUUGAAUGGGGUUUGAUGAAUGUUAGGUUACAAGAUGAGAAGAUGAAUUAUCAGGUUGUUGAAUUGAUGGCUAGGAUUUUAGGUAGAGAAUCACAGCAUACUGUUGCAGUUAAAUUGUUUGAUGUUAUUCCUCUUGAAGAGUAUACAUUAGAUGUUCGAGCUUAUACCUCGAUUCUUCAUGCUUAUGCUCGAACGGGCAAGUAUAAGAAGGCGGUUUCGAUUUUUGAGAACAUGAAGGAGAAGGGUCUGGUUCCAACUUUGGUGACUUAUAAUGUAAUGCUAGAUGUUUAUGGAAAGAUGGGUAGGUCUUGGGAUAAGAUAUUGUGUCUUCUAGAUGAGAUUAAGAGUAAAGGGCUUAAAUUCGACGAAUUCACUUGUAGUACUGUGAUUUCUGCUUGUGGUAGGGAGGGGUUGUUGGAUGAAGCAAGGAAUUUCUUUGCUCAGUUGAAAUCACAGGGUUAUAAACCAGGAACUGUUACUUAUAACUCUUUGCUUCAAGUGUUUGGGAAAGCCGGAGUUUACUCUGAGGCUUUGAAUAUCUUGAAAGAAAUGGAGGAGACUGGCUGUCCUCCUGACUCUGUAACUUAUAAUGAGCUAGUUGCUACAUAUGUGAGGGCGGGGUUUCUUGAAGAAGGAGCUGCUGUGAUAGAUACAAUGACUCGUAAAGGGAUAAUGCCCAAUGCAAUUACUUAUACCACUGUGGUUGAUGCAUAUGGGAAAGCUGGAAAGGUUGAUGAGGCUUUGGCUUUGUUCAAUUAUAUGAAGGUUUCUGGUUGUGUUCCUAAUGUUUGUACCUACAAUUCUAUCCUCGGGAUGCUAGGGAAGAAGUCAAGAUCAGAAGAGAUGAUAGAGAUAUUGUUUGACAUGAAGGUAACCGGGUGCUCUCCUAAUCGAAUUACAUGGAACACAAUGCUUGCAAUGUGUGGUAGUACUGGCAAGGAGAAGUUUGUGAAUCGGGUUUUCCAGGAGAUGAAACGUAGUGGUUUUGAGCCUGACCGGGAUACAUUCAACACUUUGAUCAGUGCAUAUGGUCGGUGUGGUUCACGAAUUGAUGCUACCAAGAUAUUUGAGGAGAUGAUGGAAGCAGGUUUUAGCCCAUGUGUCACAACUUACAAUGCUUUUUUGAAUGCGUUGGCUAGAAAGGGAGAUUGGCAAGCAGCAGAAUCAAUCAUGCUUGAUAUGAAGAACAAGGGAUUUAAGCCUAAUGACACCUCUUACUCCUCAAUGAUUCAAUGUUAUGCGAAGGGAGGGAACGUGAAGGGCAUACAAAGAAUUGAAACAGAGAUAUAUCAGGGCCAAAUUUUUCCCAGCUGGAUGCUUCUAAGGACCCUUGUCCUUGCAAAUUUCAAAUGUAGGGCACUGCCCGGUAUGGAGAGAGCAUUCAAGGAGUUGCAGAAAAGUGGGUAUAAGCCCGAUUUAGUUGUAUUCAAUUCAAUGCUCUCAAUUUAUGCAAGGAACAAAAUGUAUGACCGUGCUCAAGAAAUCAUGCACUUGAUUCAAGAGAAUGGAUUGCAGCCUGAUCUAAUAACUUACAAUAGCUUGAUGGAUAUGUAUGCAAGAGCUGGGGAAUGUUGGAAGGCAGAUGAGGUAUUGCGAAACCUGCUGAAAAGCGGUGGAAAACCUGAUCUUGUGUCUUAUAACACAGUCAUCAAAGCAUUUUGCAGGCAAGGUUUGAUGCAGGAAGCAAUAAAGAUUAUGUCAGAGAUGACAACAAGAGGUAUACGCCCAUGCAUAGUCACCUACAACACUUUCAUGGCUGGUUAUGCAGGGCGAGGGAUGUUUUCAGAGAUCGAUGAAGUUAUAAACUAUAUGAUUCAGCAUGAUUGUUGGCCUAAUGAGCUGACUUAUAAGAUUAUUGUAGAUGGUUACUGUAAAGCAAACAAAUAUAGAGAAGCUUUUGAUUUUGUUACCAGAAUCAAGGAGAAGGAUAACUCUUUUGAUGAUCAAUCUUUACAUCGGCUCAUAUCUCGCAUUAGGCAGGACGAGGAACUGUAACUUCCUGAUGUAAUUUUGUAUAAUAGGGAAAAUUUCAGAUGUCCCGUCUCUCAGUUUUGCUAUCUUUUUGUUUAGCCACUGUAAUUCAGAUUAGUGAGAUUCAUGAUGAUUUUUUCAUAACAGGAUGAAAAAUUCUUUUAUAAGAAAUUACAGCUGUAUCAAGCUAAUACUUGAAUGUUUCUAGUUGGAAUUAAGC
Chenopodium quinoa (quinoa) is the source of this 3978-nucleotide messenger RNA. Its product is annotated as pentatricopeptide repeat-containing protein At2g18940, chloroplastic-like. Bases 1236 to 3782 code for a protein of 848 amino acids. NCBI's taxonomy places the organism in Eukaryota, Viridiplantae, Streptophyta, Magnoliopsida, Caryophyllales, Amaranthaceae. The record is from RefSeq and is a predicted model, not a curated record. Gene Ontology annotation, molecular function: protein binding. The transcript has 2 exons.